GUUGAUGAUUCCGACAAAAGCAAUUUGAAACUUUGGAAAGUUAUUGGUGUUAAGAGUAAAGAUAUUAAAGAGCAAAAUAUUUUUACCGAAGAAGGCGUACAAAAACUUAAAGGAAAAGAAAUGGAACUUGAUGAACGAUGAACUCUUUAGUAUAUAUUUUCAAGAUGAAUUGGAUAAAUUAGAUGGUGAUGAAGAUUAUAUACCUGUAAGUUCCAUCAUCCCCGACGCCUCUGACUUUCCAAACAAAACUCGAAGAACAUCAGAUUUUUUAAAUUUGCUCUUGUGUCCCUUUGAUACUGAAAUUGAUUGUACUAAUGUUGAGCAGUUCCUUUCGGCAAAACUACCACUUAAAUUGCCAUGUUUUCCUGGUUUAGUUAUGGGCUAUACUGACGUAAUUGAAGACACAUUUUCAAGCUCUAUUUAUUCUUCUAGAUUAAGUUUGAUUGUUGGUGAAGUUAUGAGCGCAUCAUUUAAACAAAUUUCUGGUGGGGAGGCAAGAACUUUGGGAAAUAUUGAUGUUCAUAUUAGGAAAAUUAUUGAACUUGCCCAAGAAUAUGAAGAGAAUUGUAGUGAUUUAGAUUUGGAUCGUAACAAGACAAUUAAAUCUACAACCACUACCACAGAGCAUCCGAGAAGUCGACCAGAUAUGACAAUCUAUUAUAAGAACGUGCUUUUUAUGAUGGGUGAGGAGAAAGACCUUGAUGAUAGAUUGGAAGCUGCAGAAAGACAAUUAGAUGGAUAUUUGACUUUUGGAAUCCACUUGCCUUUGGUAGAUUGCCAUUUGUUAUGGCUUUUGUAGCAGCCGGUAUAAAAUUGCAAUUUUACUAUUAUUAUUCGAACAACAACAAUGUACCAGUACGUGUGAGAAUUGGUAACACUAUAAACCUUGGAACUACAAAUCGAAUGAAUAACUUUAAGGCACUUCAACAUACAAUCAAUGCUAUUCGGAUUAUUCGGACUUGGGAUCUCAAGCAGUAUAUACGACGUCCG
Molecule: messenger RNA, 990 nt
Organism: Rhizophagus irregularis DAOM 181602=DAOM 197198
Lineage: Eukaryota; Fungi; Glomeromycota; Glomeromycetes; Glomerales; Glomeraceae
Source: RefSeq, a predicted model, not a curated record